AUGGAUUUCGAAUUCCUGAUGAAUAUUAAGUUGAGUCAAUAUCAAUUUUAUAUUAAAUCUGAAAAGUCAUGUUCAGAUGCGGCAAGUCUGUAUUCUAAGGCUUUAGGUCCAGAGACAAAAACCCGUUAUUCAGGUCCACAAGUAUUUGGCCUUCAAUUAGAAAUACUUCAAAAAAUAAGAGAUAAUAAAAGACAAACGACAGUUUUAAAAUCAUUUGAUAAUUUAACUUCAACUGGACAAAAUAAUCAUGCUAAAAAAUUUGCAAACACUAUACAUACAAUAUUUGAUCAAGUAGCAAAUAAGAAUUGCCAUUCGGAAGAUGAGCCUAUAUUAAAAUCAAUUGAGUUUGAUAUUAAUAAUAAAUCUUUCUACUUAUCACUUUUCUCUUUUGACAAGAAGAUAUGA
Messenger RNA from Dentiscutata heterogama, 405 nucleotides. NCBI's taxonomy places the organism in Eukaryota, Fungi, Glomeromycota, Glomeromycetes, Diversisporales, Gigasporaceae. The record is from the annotation of a GenBank genome assembly.